AUGAAGGCCAUGCUUUUUCAAUCCAUCUUCUUUGCAGCUCUAUCUGGGGUUCCCCUCGUUGCCUCGGCUGCCCUCCCAAAGCGCGGCAGCUCCUUAGAACUUGUCAACGGUCCCUUCUUCACCUUUCACUAUAAAACCGAUCGACCCUCGGAGAAGAAUUGGAUUGGUAUCUACAGUAUUUAUGGCGAGGGUCCUGGCAAAGAGCACUCUAUAUAUUGGGACUGGAUGCGUGAAUCGGAAGAGACCAAGCGAAUUGAUGACACCCAUUUCAACUGGGGCGCCUAUAAAGCCUACCUCCUGGCUGAGAGUGGGUACACGGUGCUUGCUGGUCCCAUUGACAUUUUCCUUUCCGGUGACGGACCUGUCUCGUUUAAUAUUGAAAAAUUCACGACUAAGAAUGCCCGUGAAGGAGAAAAGUUCGAAACUCGGGUGAGCGGCCUUUUACACCACGCCCCGGACCCCAACACCAAGUAUAGCAAGGAAAGCUCUGACGCCGACUGGGUCAGCGUAUCCGAGGAUGGUAUCAUUUCUGGAAUCCCCAGUGGUAGUGGUAGCUCUACAGUCACCAUUCGAGCUACUGCUUCCGACAGAUCUACUGCUACCAUCGACGUCACUGUUCCAGUAGUUGCCUCUGGCAAACCCCUUGUCACUGAGCUCAAAGUUCUGUCCCUGAAUCUUUGGUACGGAGGCACUAAGGUCAAAGAUUACAACCGCAAGCAGAUUUUUGCCAUUGCCAACUCUGGUGCCGACAUUGUCGGUCUCCAAGAAAGCACCCACGGCCACGCAACUCAGAUUGCAGACGCGCUUGGUUGGCAAUCAUGGCAGGGUGUGGACUCCAGCAUCAUCAGCCGUUAUCCCAUAUCGGAAAGGUAUGGCGCAGUUACCGAAACCAGUGUUGCCGUGCGAGUCGCUCUCGACGGUGACAACAAUCAGGUCAUCCUCCACAACUGCCACCCUUACGCCUACCCCUAUGGCCCUUAUGAUCCUUGCUUCAACGAAAAAGAUGCCGACGCCAUAAUGAACACUGAGAAAAGAGCCAGCCGUGCCCGCCAGAUUCAAAAUAUUGUUGGCGCUAUGGCAGGCGCCCUCGACAACGCCGACAAAGUCCCUGUGCUUCUUACCGGCGACUUCAACGCGCCCUCUCAUCUCGACUGGACCGAUGCGACAAACUCCUCUCACUGUGGAAUUGGGCAGUUCGACUGGCCCACCUCUAAGGUGCCUAUUGACGCUGGCUUAAUCGACGCCUACCGCAAGCUCCAUCCAGAUCCUGCCGCGGACCCGGCUACCACUUGGUCUCCCAUCUACCUAAAAAAUGAUGAUUACAAUGGCCGCAGGGAGCCCAUGGAUCGCAUCGACUUUAUCUACUAUAAGGGAAAUUUGACUCCCGAAAAGUCUGAAACCUACAUGGUGGGCAACCCUAAGCCCGAGCCGAACCACUCCGAUAACGAGUGGCCCACCGAUCACAAGGGCGUCCUUGUGACAUUUAAGAUUUCACCUCCACCUAACAUCCAAAUACAUGGAGUUUUAAGUCGCUCCAGGCCUUUGGAUUUGUGA
This is a messenger RNA of Penicillium digitatum Pd1, 1554 nucleotides long. RefSeq names its product Endonuclease/exonuclease/phosphatase family. The record is from RefSeq and is a predicted model, not a curated record. NCBI's taxonomy places the organism in Eukaryota, Fungi, Ascomycota, Eurotiomycetes, Eurotiales, Aspergillaceae. Gene Ontology annotation, molecular function: catalytic activity.